Funneliformis caledonium is the source of this 350-nucleotide messenger RNA. Lineage: Eukaryota; Fungi; Glomeromycota; Glomeromycetes; Glomerales; Glomeraceae. The record is from the annotation of a GenBank genome assembly.
GUGAUUCAUACCUAUUAUCAGAAGUUUUAUCAGCUGAUAUAUCUUCCAAUUCAGCAAUAAUAGCUGAUCAAUUCACAUAUCUUCUGAAUUAUUGUCGUUGUCGAGAAUUUGAAAAUGAAAAUAAUGAAUUAAAGUGUGAAAAUGUCAAGUUAAAGAAGAAGCUUAAACAAUACGAAUUAUAUUAUCCAGCAUCAACUUCUGAUGAUGAUCAUUCAGCAAAAUGGCUCAAAACAUCUAAAAAAAAGAAAAGAGGCAAAAUACUAUUAUGUUAUACUAAUGAUAAUUCAGAUAACAACAGCAAUAACAGUUCAGAGGAUGAACUACCUAAACAUAGUGAAAAAGAAUACUGA